ACUGAAACCUCCCUGCAAAAGUUUAGUUUUGGGAGUGAAAAUUGCUUGGAAACGGCAAAUCUCAUUUUAUUUUUACUUUUGGGUUCACCGGAUGCCUAUUUAAAAAUACGUGGUCAUGCGUGUAAUGCUGCAUUUAUUACUGUGUUGGAAACUUGAGUUGAAAUGUGGAAAACGCUCGCCGAUGGAGUCAAGAUACUAUGGAGUCAGCUAGCUCUGGAUGCUAGCUAACGAAUUAGCCUGGGAGGCAGAAUUGGUAUCAUCACCACUCACGGACAACGUAUACAUCCAUCCAUUUUCUUUGCCGCUUAUCCUCACAAGGGUCACGGGGAGUGCUGGAGCCUAUCUCACCUGUCAACAGGCAGGAGGCGAGCAGGCAGACAGCGCUUUCUUCUGUGGGCCAGGCUUUCAUUCCUGUCCGGACUCAACAGUGGCCAGCCUUCUAUCAGCUCACACGCUCUGAGGGACUGUUCACGCUUUGAAGUUCUGCAAUUCUUCAAAAAGACAUGGUGAUCAUUAUGUUUCCCCCCCACUGAAGAGUUGAAGAAUAAUCGAAGAAUAUGGAAGGCAACGGCGAGAUCAGCGAUACUGAUAGCGGGAUCAUUCUUCACUCUGGCUCAGACAGCCCGACGUCGCAUACAAAAGAUGUGAAUACGCACACGAGAGCCAUGAAGCUCAAGCACCAGGCGCUCCAAGACCGACUUGAGCUGUGCCUCCUGGAGCUGAAGAAACUCUGCAUUCGUGAAGCGGAGCUAACAGGCCAACUCUCAGGAGAUUAUCCUCUGCUGCCAGGCGAGAAGCCUCCAAAGAUCCGGAGACGCAUUGGAGCCGCUUUCAAGCUUGAUGAGCAAAGCAUCCCGCGGGGAGUGGAGGAGUCGGCCCUAAAUCUUGUGGAUGCCGAGUUGGCUCUUCAGUUUAAGAUCUAUGAGGCAGCACGUAAGCUUUGCGAGGAAAACCACCUGAGUAAGGCUGUUAGGAAGAGUCGGUUGCAGCAGUAUAAGCGAGAGGAGAAGAAACUCAAACAUUUACAAGAGACUGCUUUCCAGCUGCGGCUGGAGCACGGCCGAUCGUCACCUCUUCCUGCCUUUAAUAUCCCACAACAAGAUCUCAUUGCGUCUGAUGACAGCUCUUUAUCUGAUUCAGUGGUUCCAGAUGAAGACGUGCCGAGGGAGACUUCACAGCCACCCUCAGUGCUCCCAUAUUCAGGAGAGAUGGACUCUCCACAGCCACCCCCUGUGUCUUCAAAGUCCUACACAGACAGUUCCUAUCGGUCACCAUCUGUGGGGCCUCAGAACCUGCUUUUGACACCAAGCUCAUCGCCUCAUCCUAGCCUUGAUUUUUCCACGAGUUUUAACUCAAGCCCCGUAUAUGACCCGCCUCCUAUCCAGCACUCCCCGUGGUCGGAGACAAGCCUCGACCAGCCAUACCAGAAGAGCAAGAAGUCACGUUCCUCCUCCAAAGAAAGUCCAUCCAAGAACGAGUUCCUACCACCGCUGGAUGCUUGCUUGCCACUUUCUGCUCUGCCGCAACAGCUCUCCCAUAUGAAACUGAGCCGUACACAGUCCAGCAGCACGCCAUCCACGUCAGAGAUGCACGUGCACAGGCAGCUCUCUCUCAGGAUAUCUAAUCCAGAAUCUUCAAUCGGACCAAACAAGGACCGUGGUCGCGCCAGGGCUCCAAGGAGGCGACUGACAGAUCUCAACCAAACGCCGUCAGACAUUUCUCCUCUCUUGUUUAGUUGUGUAAACCAUGCGGGGUCUGAGGAUAGCAACUCUGAGCACUCGUUUGCAUCCUACAGCAGCUCCCCCAGUCAAGAGCUGCCUUGUGAUCUGCCUAAACACUAUCAGGCGGCCUCCCCCCUCUCUGCUCCUUUUGGUAGCUACGGACCUCAAGGCUCCCCAAAUCCUGGAUUUUACCACGGUCCCAGACACCAGUCCAACCAAAGUGUCCACAAAGCCUAUUGCAAUGACGAAGUGGUUUACCCUCCAUAUGUAGACAUGCCGUGGAGCUAUUACACCCGUCAGUCUCCCUGCCCCCCCAGCAGAUAUGAGUACCGCUACAAAGAAGCUCCUGUGCCCCUGCAGAGAGCUCCAAAGCAUUUGGCUCCCGAUAGCAGACACUCCCCAACCUCAGCACAAUGGGAUCGUCCACAGUACCAUUCCAACUGCCCCCCACGGCAAGUGGUGAACGAACAGUUGAAAUCGUGGCACCGGCGCAGUCAGCUCAAAGGACCCAGAUCACGUUCACUUGACAGACAGGGAGCAGUAAGGGUAAAAAACAUGGCGGCUCUGGAGGCCAUCCGAUACCAAAAUCAGAAGUACCAGGAGCAGGUCAUCCAAAGAAGAGCCCUUCAACUGUCCACAAAUGACUCUCAAGAACAUUGGCCUGUAGACAAUGGCACUCACUAUAUGAGUCAAGUGUGACACUGCGAGAGUGAAUCAUUUCGGACCAAGUGAGAGAAGUUUCAGUUGCACUCGUCGGAAAAAAAUCAGCAGUUGAAUAAUCAAAUCUAACCUGCAUGGGUGAAAACAAUCUAGGUUAUGUAAUUUUGUGAUGUUUUGGGAUAAGUGUAACAAUUUUAGAACAGCAACCUGAAUGCCAAUAUGAACUGAAAGGCCCAAAUAACGGUGAUUUCUUACAGCAGUGUUUUACCACCUGCCGUCUUCAAACUGACGCCAUGUUGACCAUGCUAUUUCAAGUACUUGUAUGAAGAAUAUGAACCACCAUUGUAAGAUACCGUACGCGAGUAAUGUGCCCUAAAGUGUAGAAAGAAUAUUUUUGUGUGUGCUAGACCAAUCAGCAUACCAGUUUUGCCACUUUUAAUCAUGAUCUGAAAUUUGCAGAACAGUCUUGUUUACCUACACUUGUUUGUUUUUCUUAAGUAUACCAGUCAAUGUUAAUUACUGGCGUGCCUAUGCCUUAACUAGUUGAAACUAUGCUGCUGCUCUCUCUGCUAACACACACAGUACAUGCGAUUCAAAGUAGCACAGCAUGGAAAAAAGAUGACGCUUGGCAGCUCUGUACAGUACAUGUUGAAUGAGAGAUUGUGCGAGAUUGUGAUUACAAACCAAACUUUAGUUUGCCAAUGUGUCACAAAGAAGAAGUCUUGAUGGCUUAACUACACUCACUCACACCCUCUUACUGUAAUGUAUUUAUCUGUUAAUUUAUUUGUGGUAUGAAAUCAACUGAAGUCAGACUUGAAAUCAAUGAAGCUGCAGUGAGUUUAUACAGUAAAGAGCAAGAGCAAAAUCGUGUUUCCUUGUGUGUAUUUCUAUGGUCAUAUUUUUGUAUUUAAGUAUUGUAGAUGCUGUGGUUACAAUGAAAUUUGUUGAAUAUGCAGAAAUGUUUUCCUGUGGAAUAAAGACC
Messenger RNA from Syngnathoides biaculeatus (alligator pipefish), 3363 nucleotides. It is a transcript of the gene inavab, whose product is annotated as innate immunity activator b. Gene Ontology annotation, biological process: positive regulation of protein ubiquitination; adherens junction maintenance. The coding region runs from base 558 to 2420 and encodes 620 amino acids. The record is from RefSeq and is a predicted model, not a curated record. The transcript is spliced from 12 exons. Lineage: Eukaryota; Metazoa; Chordata; Actinopteri; Syngnathiformes; Syngnathidae.